Molecule: messenger RNA, 356 nt
Organism: Rhizophagus irregularis DAOM 181602=DAOM 197198
Lineage: Eukaryota; Fungi; Glomeromycota; Glomeromycetes; Glomerales; Glomeraceae
Source: RefSeq, a predicted model, not a curated record
UUUGAGAACUAUGAGAAUUGAGAGAUGACCGCUAUUGGAAUGGCUUCUUAAAUAUUGAGUGACAAUCACCUUGAAGACUGGUAUUGGAAUAGCUUCUUGAGGUGAAUGGAAUUGGGUCUUUUUACAAAAGCAUUUACUAAACGUCGGUUCUUUCUGUAGAAUGGACUCUUGGAUUGUGGAUUCAACUUGGAAGAAUUGCUAUAGACUCUUGGAAGCGAUUCUUAGAUGGAAAAGAAACAAGAAGUUCCUCGCCAAAUUCAUUUUAGUAUCCUUUCCUUUAGAUAUGAAAUUGCUUUCUUUUAUUAAAUUGAAUAAGAAUAAAUUACUUCAAUUGUAAAUAUGUAUAAAGAUUUGAU